Amphiprion ocellaris (clown anemonefish) is the source of this 4158-nucleotide messenger RNA. It is a transcript of the gene ptk2bb, whose product is annotated as protein tyrosine kinase 2 beta, b. Gene Ontology annotation, cellular component: cytoskeleton; focal adhesion. The record is from RefSeq and is a predicted model, not a curated record. NCBI's taxonomy places the organism in Eukaryota, Metazoa, Chordata, Actinopteri, Pomacentridae. The transcript has 31 exons. The coding region runs from base 293 to 3268 and encodes 991 amino acids. Gene Ontology annotation, biological process: signal complex assembly; protein phosphorylation. Gene Ontology annotation, molecular function: ATP binding; protein tyrosine kinase activity.
UAAACCAACACGACUCAGCUCCCUCACAGCGGACUAACAGCGUGGAGCUAUGAGGAAGCACUUCAUGACAGUUUAAAGGCACAUUUUUUUUGUUUUCUCCUCCUGAUGGACAGCACUGUGAGGUGGUUAACUGGUAUUAGGUCUUGCAGCUUCAACACAUGCGUUGACAGGAUUGUUUUAACGCUCUAUAGUUCUUCCUCUGUUUGCUGAGUCAACAUGCCCUCAGGCUUUUUUGAUUGACCAGGCAGAAUCUCAAGGAUGACGUGGAUGUGACACCAACCCAACUGUGAGAAUGUAUGAGGUGAUGUCCGGUGACACCCUGGCCUGGAAGGUGCCCAGUCCAAGACAAAGUGGAACCGAGUCCGGCCCCGAGGCGCACUUCACCGGGGAAGGAGGGCCCAUCAAAAUCCUCAAAGUGUGCUUCUGCACCAACAAUAACCUGGGCAAGAACUUCAAGCUGGUCAAAUGUGACAGCUCCUGGCAGAUUAGGGCAAUCAUUCGUUCGAUUCUGGUCAGCGGUCGACUGGGGCCAAACAUCGAACAUGCAGGAUGCUACGGUCUCCUGCUGAAGCACCUGAAGUCAGAAGAACUUCACUGGCUGCAUCCAGACCUGACGGUCGGGGAGGUGGAACAACGCUACGAGAGCCAUCAUGUGGAAGCCGAGUGGAGGUACGAUCUUCGGAUCAGAUACGUUCCUGUCAAUUUCCUAGAAAAAUUCAAAGAUGACAGAUCUACGUUCCUGUAUUUCUACCAACAGGUGCGCAGUGAUUACAUGCAGUAUCAUGCCAGUAAGGUCAGUGAUGGGAUGGCGCUGCAGCUCGGUUGUUUGGAGAUCAGGAGGUUCUAUAAAGACAUGAAUGCAAAAGGUCUUGAAAAGAAAUCUAACUUUGAGCUGCUAGAAAAAGAAGUGGGCCUGGACCUUUUUUUUCCUCAGCAGCUGAUAAACAGUAUGAAGUCUAGGCAGCUACGGAAGUUGAUCCAGCAAACAUUUCAACAGUUUGCAAUGCUCAAGGAGGACGACUGCAUGGUUAAGUUCUUUGAGACCCUCAAGGACUUCGUCAGCUACGAUGAAGAGGUCUUUCCCUGUGAACUAGUGCAAGGCUGGAGUCUGUCUGUGGAGCUGGUCAUCGGUGGGAGAGGAAUUCGCCAACGAACGCAGAAGAAUUCAGCAGCUGUGUUUUUAGCCGACUUCAAACAGAUCAAGCGGAUAGAGUGCUUAUCGCAGAGCGACGGCAAGGCUCUGCUAAACCUCAACAUAGAGGGAGCCAGACAACGUCUGUCGAUCAACGUGGCCACGGUUCCUAUGGCGGAGAACAUGAUGGACCUUAUUGAUGGUUACUGCCGUUUGGAAAAUGACACAGAUGAUACUGUUAUCUACCGACCAAACAAAGACAAUACAAGAAGUGCCCUACCUGAGAUUCCUACAGGUAGAGACACCAGCUCGAUCAGACACAGUAUGGGUUCUGAUAUCUACUGUGAGAUUCUCGAUGAAAGGCCGAAAGUUGUGAAGUAUGGGAUUGCCCGGGAUGACAUCGUUCUCGGACGAAUCCUUGGUGAGGGGUUUUUCGGGGAAGUCUAUGAUGGAGUGUACAAAAAACCUGAUGGCGAAAGGGUUAAUGUUGCAGUGAAGACCUGCAAAGACUGUUCACCUGAUGUGAUGGAAAAGUUCAUGAGUGAAGCAGUGAUAAUGAAGAACCUCGAACAUCCCCACAUCGUCAAACUGAUUGGAAUCAUAGAGGAUGAUCCCGUGUGGAUCGUCAUGGAGCUUUACCAGUAUGGAGAGCUCGGGAACUACCUGACUCAGAACCAAAACAAGCUGACCAAUAUGACUCUGGUGCUGUUCAGCCUGCAGAUCUGCAAAGCUCUGGUCUACCUCGAAGGGGUCAACAUGGUCCACAGAGACAUUGCAGUUCGGAAUGUGUUAGUCGCCAGUCCAGAGUGUGUGAAGCUCGGAGACUUUGGUCUGUCGAGAUACAUCGAGGAUGAAGAAUACUACAAAGCAUCUGUUACUCGGUUGCCAAUCAAGUGGAUGGCACCAGAAUCCAUCAACUUCAGACGUUUCACCACAGCCAGUGACGUCUGGAUGUUUGCCGUGUGUGUGUGGGAGAUAAUGAGUCGUGGGCAGCAGCCGUUCUUCUGGCUGGAGAACAGAGACGUCAUCAACCAGCUGGAGCAGGGCAUCAGGCUGCCCAAACCCGACAACUGCCCUCCUGCCCUCUACUCCCUCAUGACCCGCUGCUGGUCCUACGACCCCAGAGAGAGGCCCACCUUCACUGAACUGGUGGUCAAGAUCAGUGACGUCCACAAGAUGGAGAAGGAGCAGGAGGUGGAGAGGGAGAGGGACCGAGCUCGAUCCACCAAGUUUUUUGAGCCAAAGUUUAACUUUAACGAACCUCCUGCGAAGCCUUCAAGAAUGAAACCGGGUCGCUUUGGGAACACGCUCAGUAUUGGUCUGCACAUACAGCUGAAUGAGGCUCUGUGUGCCAGCUCACCGGACCUGGCCAGCCCAUGUGAAUAUCAGUCACCUGUUGACUCCAUGAACAGUCUCGCUCUGCCGGCCAGGUCUCCACGACGUCGCAGCAUGGGGGAGGGUGGGUUCGCCCGAAUGGAGGCCAACAGCAGGGAGGACGCCCAGCGGCUGUGGCAGACUGAAAGGAGGCACAUGCAGGACACUCUCCGGUGGCAGAAAGAGCAGAUGGUGGCGGAUGAAAAGUGGCUGGAGAAGGAGGAGAGACUCCUGGACCCCAUGGGACCAGAGGACGCCGCCAGUCCAGCGUCCCCUGAAGCUGACAGUGAGAACGCUCCACCAGAGAAGCCCCCUCGGCUCACAGCGCAGCCUGCACCCACCGCUGAGCUGGACCGCUCUGAUGACAAAGUCUAUCACUCCGUCAUGGCCCUGGUCAAAGUUGUUGUCCAGCUCAAGAACGACGUCACCGAGCUGCAGCCGGAACAGUACAUCACCAUCGUCAAGUCUGUUGGGAUGGCCUUACGGGAUCUGAUUCGCAGUGUCGAUGACAUCCUGCCCUCCCUGCAUGAGUCUAUCAGGACUGAGAUCGAAGGCACACAGAAGCUGCUGAACAACGACAUGGCGGAGCUGAUCAGUAAAAUGCGUCUGGCCCAGCAGAACGCCAUCACCUCUUUGAAGGACGAGUGCAGGAAUCAGAUGCUGGCCGCUGCACACACUCUGGCUGUGGACAGCAAGAACAUGUUGGACGCCGUGGACCAAGCCAGAGUCAGGGCCAAUUUAGCAAAGCCUGUCGCCCCCUAAUGGACUGCAGACCUUUGUUUUCAGUUUUACGUCAAGCUCAAGUCAGACCUUUUCACAUCAGACAGUCUGAAAUAACUCUGCACAUAGUCAGACAAUAUUGUUGUAGUCAAAUCAGUGAAAGUUAAGCCUGCAGCAGACACUGGUUCUUUGGACAUCAUGUAAGUGAAUGUUUAGCUUGAAUGUGGUUCUACGUCUCAGUGGAUAUGGACAACUUGUAAAAAAAAAAAAACAAAAAAAAAAAACUGUUUGCUUACUAAGACAGUGUGUAUACUGAAAGUUAUGAUCAUCCUUCAUGUUCAGUCAGUUCUGAUAAACUUUAAAUAUAAACUGUUCUCAUUUGUAAUUGAUUUAAUUAUCUGCUUAGGAAAUUAAUUAUCUUUGUAAAUAUGAAAGGUGUCGUAUGACAAAUACAGUAUGUUUUACAGCUGAGAAAUAGCAAUGUUAUGCAAAAUGAAACAGAAUGGUUUACUUUUGCAACCCUGUCAGUAGUGGAAUGUAUAGACGACCAAAUAAAAAAGGUUAGUCGGCCACUAAACUGUCCAAAAGAUUUAUAAAAGUAAUAUGGAUUCAAGUAUUCAAGUCAUUAAACAGGCAUUAAAAUUACAAAUGAAGAUCACAAUUGUAUGACUCAUAAAUUGCCAGAUAAAGGUCUCUACAGAGGUUUUUGUAUUCUGCCCAUUCUCUUUAUUAUAAAAGAUAAAAAUGUAAUACAUAAUGCAAGGGAUGCAGAAAUGUGUGUAUACCUCUUCAUUACUGCAGAUCUCUUGUGGAGUAUAUACAUUUGAUGAUGUUAGCGUCCCUUUCUCAGUUUAUGUGUGAUCAAAACUACUGCUACUGUACAGUAUCUCCUGCAGACUGAGCACUAAAGUAAUAAAAGGUCAGCAAAUGUG